Messenger RNA from Humulus lupulus (European hop), 642 nucleotides. RefSeq lists its product as uncharacterized. The transcript has a single exon. Gene Ontology annotation, molecular function: protein binding. NCBI's taxonomy places the organism in Eukaryota, Viridiplantae, Streptophyta, Magnoliopsida, Rosales, Cannabaceae. Bases 1 to 642 code for a protein of 213 amino acids. The record is from RefSeq and is a predicted model, not a curated record.
AUGUCGAUGGUGACUGAUCUUCUCCUCCAAGCGGGGCUUAUCCUGGUAUCCCUAUUCAUGUUCCUCGCUCUGCAUAACAUUCCCCAAAAGUUGUACGCCAAAUUCCGGUACCGGGACCGAGCCCAAGUCCAAUCCAAGCGCCACUUUGUUCUAGGCGCACAACUUCUCGCCCGAGCCCGAUCUGCCAAAUCUCGCUCCGACUCUUCAUCAUUGGCCAAGGAUGCGUUAGCCGAAGCUGAAAAGGCUAUCGCGCUCGACCCCAAGGACGCCGCAGCUCACAUCCUCAAGGCCCUAGUUUUCGAUCUUCAGGGUUUCAAGACCUCUGCCCUUGAUUCUCUCGACGCCGCGCUCUCUCCGCUGGCCGUUAGGUCACUAAGUCAGAAGGAGCGAGGGGACGCCUUGUUCAAGAGGGCUGAGUUGAAGAUGGCCGUGGCUCGGCGUGGAAAGGUUGACUCGGUUACGACCGACUUAGUUGAGGCUGUGGGGCUCAGCCCUGAUAACGCGAAGGCUUUUUGUCUGCUUGGAGAGUGCUAUGAGGUGAAGAAAAUGGAGGACGAGGCAAGGAAAGCUUACGAGGACGCCCUUAAGGUCGAACCCGAAUUGGCCGUGGCUCUGGAGGCUUUGGAUCGUUUGACUUCUUGA